AUGUCUUUGUGUAAAGACCUCGUGUACCUCAUACUGCAAUUCUGUAAUGAAGAGAACCUCAAAAAGACGGCCCACGUGCUCGAGCAAGAGACCGGUUAUUUCUUCGAUUUACAGUACUUUGAGGAGUUGGUGAUUGAAGGUAGUUGGGAUGAGGUGGAGAGAUAUCUCUCGAGCUUCACGGCAGCCGAGGACAACAAGUAUUCGACCAAGAUAUAUUUCGAGAUUAGGAAGCAAAAAUAUCUCGAGGCACUAGACAAGCAUGAAUUUGCUGCUGCUUUGGACAUCCUUCUCAAAGAUCUCAAAGUUUUCGGACAAACAAACAAGGAGUUGUACAAGGAAAUGACACAGCUCCUGUCUCUAGAUGAUUUUAGGGAACAUAAUUUGCUUGCCUACUACGGUGAUACGUCCUCGGCCAGAAAAAGGCUCGUAAAUGAACUCAAGAAUUUCAUUGAGGCCAAUCCACUUCUACAGGAAAGAACAAAAUUUCCUCAAAUCAACAAGUCUCGAUUGAGGCGUCUGAUUAACCAGAGUUUGAACUGGCAGCAUAUUCACUGUGCAAAUCCUCAUCCGCAACCCCAUAUCGACACCCUUUUUACUGAUCAUAAGUGUCCUGAGCCGGAUAAUAUGCAGAAUCAAUCGAACAAGGAUAGCUCAUUGGCGAGACCUUAUAUUCGUUUCGACAAGAAAGGCAAUCUGUUGGCUGUUUGUGGUGAUCAUAGAAAAAUCAAAAUAUUGGCAAAUGAUAUCGGUCGUGAGUUGCUGCAAAAUUCUCCAUCAGUUUCUGGUGGUUCGGAUGGAUUUUUGGCGGACUCGUUCAGUAAGCUCUCUGUCAAUCCAACACCUGAACCACUUAAAGCAGUUCUUGAAGAAGGAAAUUCCUUUAGAGGAGAAGCUCCAGAUGUAUGGGAAUAUUAUCCGAGACCUCCAGGGCCUGAAUUACUUACGAAAAUGGCGGUGCCGAAUAUUUCUCAAGUCGUCGAAGUUGCACGCUGUCAGUCUGUGCGGCUCACUUCUGAAAUGGAGGUUAAUAUGAUACGGAGGUUAAUGUAUGCUCGUUCGGGUAAUGCCAUCCUAGCAUUAGCAGAGAAUGGGACUCAUUUACUGUGGAGAUGGCCAAAAAGUUAUGCAAACUCAAGUGGCCUGGCAACCACAAAGAGUGCCCCUAAACUCUUUCAACCGAUGAAUAGAUCAUUAAUGAUAAAUGAUAUUCCUGUGGGUAGCAACAAUGUAUCUUGUUUCACGUGGUCGAACAAUGAUUCAUAUGUUGUCUCAUCAUCGGGAGGGACGGUAAAUUUGUACGACAUGGUCAAUUUUAAGAAAUUGAGAAGUGUAUUCCGAACGCCACCUGGCCCGACGUGCGUUCUGUUCUAUCCAGUGGAUAACAACGUAAUCGCCAUAGGCUUUGAUGACUCGAGAAUCCUCAUCUUCAACAUCCGUGAGGAUAAAGUACUGAGCACGCUUCAAGGGCAUUCUAGUCGAAUCAGUGGCCUCGCUUUCUCGAACACUUUUAAUGUGCUCGUUUCCUGUGCAGUGGACACUGAGAUUGUGCUGUGGGAUACGGUUAAAUGGGAGAAAAAGAGAAGCACAAUUUUGCAGAUUUCGGUUGGGUAUUUGGCUUCAGACCUAUCCGAGACCAUCAUUCAACUCGACAAGGAUCACAAUCACUUUCUUGCCGUGCACGAGACACAGCUGGCGAUUUACGAGACCAUGACAUUAAGACGUAUCAAGCAGUGGACGAUUGCCAACUUCUGUACGCGGAUUUCACAUGCGACGUACUCGUGUGACAGCGAAUUUGUAUAUGCUGUCAUGAGAGAUGGCAUCCUCUUAAUCCUUGACGCCUCAGAUCUCUCACCCAAAUUCGAGAUUGAUUUCUAUGCAUAUCUUCCAUCUCAUCUCAGAUCAGGCGUGGGCCCGUUGGUGGUGGCAGCUCAUCCGCAAAAGCCAUGCCAGUUGGCAUUAGGGUUGUCUAAUGGUGAGGUCGCCGUGAUCGAGCCUCUUGGCUGUGACGAGGAUAAAUGGACCGCGCCCCCCUUCGCCCGAAUUUAG
Molecule: messenger RNA, 2046 nt
Organism: Striga hermonthica
Lineage: Eukaryota; Viridiplantae; Streptophyta; Magnoliopsida; Lamiales; Orobanchaceae
Source: the annotation of a GenBank genome assembly